CCAUUAACGGUUACAUGUACGGAAAUCAGCCUGGUCUUGAGAUGUGUAAAGGAAGUGUGGUCUCCUGGCAUUUGAUGGGCUUGGGGUCAGAAGUCGAUAUCCAUGGCAUAUACUUUUCAGAAAACACAUUCAUAACUAAAGGAACAAGAAGGGAUACAGCAAAUCUGUUUCCACAUACGUUUCUUACAGCUAUCAUGCAGCCUGAUUCUGAAGGAGUUUUUGAAGUGUCUUGCCUGACAGCAGAUCACUACAAAGGGGGCAUGAAACAGAACUACAAAGUGAAACAAUGCCAUUGGUGGAAUGUGGAUGUAUCGAUGUAUUUGCAUGAAAAGACUUACUAUAUUGCUGCAGUGGAAGUUGAAUGGGACUAUUCUCCUAACAGGACAUGGGAAUUUGAGCGGCAUCAAUACCAUGAGGAAAGCCCUGGCAAUCAAUUUUUAAAUAAAGAAGACAAAUUCAUUGGCUCAAAAUACAAAAAGGUGGUAUAUCGUGAGUACACUGAUCAGACAUUCAGUACUCCCAAAAACAGAGCAGAGGAGGAGCAGCACCUGGAAAUUCAAGGGCCACUGCUUAUGUCAAGUAUUGGAGAUAAAAUUACAAUAGUUUUCAAGAACUUGGCAUCAAGACCUUAUUCUAUACACGCCCAUGGAGUGAAAACAGACAGCCCUGCUGCUGUAACAAACCCAGGUGAAACAAAAACGUAUGUCUGGCAAAUCCCAGAGAGAUCUGGUUCUGAGAGAGGAGAUCCACACUGCAUUGCAUGGGCGUACCACUCGACAGUGGACAUCGUUAAGGACACUUACAGUGGAUUAAUAGGCACACUCGUUGUGUGUCAUAACCAUUAUUUGCCAUCAUUUCAUGCUGAAAAGAAAGUUCAAUUUGCUCUUCUUUUUAUGGUUUUUGAUGAAAAUGAAUCAUGGUACUUUGAUGAAAACAUUAAAACCUAUUCUACUAACCCGCACCUUGUUGACAAAGAGGACGAGGAAUUCCUUGAAAGUAAUAAAAUGCAUGCAAUUAACGGAAAGGUGUUUGGAAAUUUACACGGUCUGACGAUGCAUGUUGGGGACAAAGUGAGCUGGUAUUUGAUGGGGAUGGGCAACGAGGUGGACAUUCACACGGCGCACUUCCACGGCCACAGCUUCCACUACAAGCAAUCAGGGGUUUACCAGGCAGACGUCUUUGAUCUGUUCCCUGGGACAUUUCAGACUGUGGAAAUGACCCCGCAGAACCCUGGAACGUGGCUCUUGCACUGCCACGUCACCGACCACAUCCACGCGGGCAUGGAGGCGACCUACACCGUGCUCCCCAAGGAAGGCCGGAGCUGAUCUAUCUCAGUCAUGUUCGUUACGUUUAACGAUGCAGAACGGGGCGCACAGACAGGCCAGCGUGCUUGGAUCCAGUUCAGCCACCCGGCAACAUUCCACAGCUUAAUAU
Pterocles gutturalis (yellow-throated sandgrouse) is the source of this 1434-nucleotide messenger RNA. RefSeq names its product ceruloplasmin-like. Gene Ontology annotation, molecular function: oxidoreductase activity; copper ion binding. The transcript is spliced from 8 exons. NCBI's taxonomy places the organism in Eukaryota, Metazoa, Chordata, Aves, Pterocliformes, Pteroclidae. The annotation marks the transcript as partial. The record is from RefSeq and is a predicted model, not a curated record. Gene Ontology annotation, cellular component: plasma membrane. Gene Ontology annotation, biological process: iron ion transport.